ACGCUGGUCGACUGCCUCCACUCCUUCUGCAAGGUGUGCAUCGUGCGCUACCUGGACACCAGCAAGCUGUGCCCCAUCUGCGACGUGCCGGUCCACAAGUCCAGGCCGCUCAGCUGCCUCAGGGUGGACAAGACCCUGCAGGACAUCGUCUACAAGGUGGUUCCGGGACUCUACCAAAGGGAGAUGAAGCAGCGCCGGGAGUUCUAUGACCAGUACCCCAACGCAGCUGUCAAAGUGGCCUGCCUCGAGGACCGCGGCGUGCUGGACGCCUCUACCAGGCUCAUCUUCAGCCCCCAAGACACCGUGAGCGUGUCCCUCGAGUACUUCACCGGCCCGACGGAGACCCUUGAACCGGAAGACGACGGCAAAGAGGGCGUUGCCGACCCUGCUGAUGGCGCGGGCAAGGAAGACCGGAGGCAGCGACGGUUUCUCAGCUGUCCCGCCGCCUUUACCGUGAACCACCUGCGGAAGUUCCUCCGCACCAAGUACGCCCUGGCGCCCAGCCUCAAGAUUGACAUCCUGCACAUGGACGACGUUCUCUGCGACAGUUACUCACUCAUGGACGUGGCCUACAUCUACGCCUGGAAGAGGGAGUCUCCCCUACGCCUCGCAUUCCGGGUGUACUCCCAUCCUGCAAAGCGGCCGGCGCCGGCGGACGGCCCGGUAGACGUCGACGGGAGGAACUGCAGCGUGGACCCGGCCGGGCAGCAGCAGUGCCUCCAGGAACAUGUGACGGCUCCCUCUCGACCGGCGCCGGAAUCUUCGGCGGCGGCCAGCGUGGAGGGAGACGUCGCCCAGAGCUCCGCGAGUCCGGAGAAGGACCCGGGACCUCCUGCGCUGGUGCCAAGGGACGUCUUGCCGGCGGAGGAGGCUGCGGACGCUGCCGUUCCGUCCGUCGUUCCCGCUACGGAAACGCGCCGACCGGAGACGCCGGACGUGACGACGGCGACAGAGAAAGCGGCUGCCCCUGGGAGUGCCCAAGCAGCGGCUCCCAUCUGGUCGUCCUCUUCGCAGCAGGAACAGCGGCAGAAGGUGGCGGAGCCUGUCACUGAAAGUGCCCCCACCCUGUCUAAGAUGAUCCUCAGCAGCAUCCUGGACAGGAGCAGCAACAAGAUCACCAUCCAGACAAAGGAGGUGCCCCCGGCGGUGGCGCAGGCCAUGUCCCCGCCCCGUUCCCCGCAUUCCAGGAAGUGCAGGCGCAAGGAGCAGCGGGACGCCGAGCGGACGCUGCAGCACGUCAGGCACCAGGGACGGCCCCCGGACAGCCAUGAUACCCAGGGGCCCCGGCGCUCCCGGAGCCGCUCCCCGGAGCGACCAGACGGGGCAACGCCGGUCACAAACCCGAGGCUGGACGGCGCCGCGGCCGACCGCCGUGUGUGCCAUUCUGCUUCGCCCGACAGGCUGCUUCCCGAGACCACGUCGCUCCUGGAAGCGACCCAGCAGAGCCAGAGCCUCGCCGGCAAGGGCUCUGGGCCCGGCAUCCGCGGUCUGCCCGCGUCUCCGCCCCGGGCGCACCCGCAGACCCCGAGGACCUCUCCCGAAACCCCACUCGUCCCGAGCGCCAUGAAGGGCGAAGAGGACACACGACCUCUGGACCUCACUGUGUCUCACCGCGGCCUGCCGGCGCCGGCGCCCGUGCGCAGGCCUGUUGGGCGGCCGCCCCUCGCACUCCCUCCGAUGUGCACACCGGGGACCGCCAAGGGGACAGCCUCGCCCUCCCCGCACCGCAGGGCGGCGGCGGCGUCCCCCGCGGUGUCGCUGUACCAGAAGCCGGCCGUGGCGGUCAACGAGGCCGCCACGUCUCCGCCCCUGUCGCAGCAGCACCACCACCACCACAACCACCACCGGAGCAGCAGCAGGGGCUUUCUCAAGGGCGCCAACCUGACGUGCAUCAACCCGGACCCGGACGCCUUUCACCCGCGCAUCGUCAUCAAGAACCUGCAAAAGCGCGCUUCUGGCCCCAGCCUCCACCGGAUGUGAGGCCGCGUUGCUGUGCUUGCCCUCUCUCUCGGAUAGACGGCGCGGCUCGCUUUGACCUGCGUCUACUCUCUAGUCCCUUGCCUGGUGUGUGUCUGCUACUUGCGAGCGCGUACGCGGAGCUGUCGUGGUUUGCGCGAGACGGCACCGUUUGUUUGUGCCUGUGAAUGGAUGGAAGUCGUUGUGGCGUCACCCGGAAGACAUCUGGAUACACAGACCGUGCCGCUCGGAACGGAUUCGUCGAGGUGCAUCCGGCAUGUGUGUCGUGUGUUCGCGGACGAUCACGUGCACCCUGCCCUCCCUUCGUGACCCGCCAACAAGUGGAGCAGUCCUGACGUCCGUCAGGACUGCUUCGUGUGCGCGCUACGAUGCUUGGGGGGGGGGGGGGGGGGGGGGGGGCGGCAAGAAUGUGCGUGAGAUUCCUGUCCUGCGUGAGUGUGUUCGACACGAGGAAUAUGUGCCUCCUGGAUUACGCUGGAUUAAGCCGGAUUACCUAUCAUCAUCUUACGCGGUUCUCGUGAACCUCAAGCGUGCUUGUGGGAAAAAUUUUUUCCUGAUUUUUUUCAACAAACUGUUUGAUGAAGAGUAGUUGGAGAAAUGUCUUUAUACGUAAAUAGUGACUGCACGCCGAAUGGAAUAGUAACGCGAAUAUACGUGUAGUGGCUGCACUGCACCAAGAUUGUGCAAUAUUUCGAAUACGCGCCAUUCUUAAACUGAGUCAUUUUAAAAGGAGGCACUGGAAGUAUUGUGCGGGGUUUACGUCGGCCGCUUUGCACGUAAUGGUCACUUUUAAUGUAGAGUAAGGACACGCAAGAAGUUUAUGAACAUGGUUACAGUUGCUGCGUGCAGUCUCGCAUAGGCUUCAUUUGGGUGGUUUUCUUGGCCAUAAGAUUACUGAACUGAGAAGGCCAUGACAUCAUAAACAUAGACGUUGUGUACUCGUAGGCAUAGAAGGACGUCCAAACGAUUAUUUGAAAAUGGCCGGACGUGCCGGCCACUUUCGGUCGGUUAUUAAUGACCUUGUUGCGUGAAUAAAA
This is a messenger RNA of Ixodes scapularis (black-legged tick), 3014 nucleotides long. RefSeq names its product polycomb group protein Psc. The annotation marks the transcript as partial. The record is from RefSeq and is a predicted model, not a curated record. The transcript is spliced from 10 exons. NCBI's taxonomy places the organism in Eukaryota, Metazoa, Arthropoda, Arachnida, Ixodida, Ixodidae. Gene Ontology annotation, molecular function: promoter-specific chromatin binding. Gene Ontology annotation, biological process: negative regulation of transcription by RNA polymerase II. Gene Ontology annotation, cellular component: PRC1 complex.